Molecule: messenger RNA, 1572 nt
Organism: Zingiber officinale
Lineage: Eukaryota; Viridiplantae; Streptophyta; Magnoliopsida; Zingiberales; Zingiberaceae
Product: UDP-glycosyltransferase 83A1-like
Exons: 2
Coding region: 48-1472 (474 amino acids)
Molecular function (GO): UDP-glycosyltransferase activity
Source: RefSeq, a predicted model, not a curated record
UUCUCUUGUGUGUGUUUUCUCCUUUAUCAGCAAAACUAGGGUAAAGUAUGGUCGACCAAGGUGCGGAAAUUUGCACAACGACGGGGAGAAGUUUAACAAGCAUGGGCUUGCCACAUGUUCUUGCCUUGCCUUUCCCUGCUCAAGGCCAUGUCAUUCCCCUCAUGGAGCUCUGCUACUGCUUGGUGGAUCAUGGCUUCAAGGUCACCUUCGUCAACACUGAAUUCAACCACAAGCGCGUCAUCGCCGCGUUGUCGGCAGAGAGCACCGUGCGCCAGCUCGCUCUGGUCUCGGUUCCUGAUGGAUUAGGGGAGGAGGAUGAUCCGCACGAUCUGGCGAGGCAAACGGAAGCACUCCAGAACACCAUGCCUCGGUGCUUGGAGGAACUAAUCGAGAAGAGCAACGAGACGGGGGAGCCGAUGACUUGCAUGUUGGUGGACGAGGGCAUGGGAUGGGCUCUCGAGGUUGGCCGGAAGAAGGGUCUCAGAUCUGCCGCGUUCUGGCCGGCGGCUGCCCAGAUGCUGGCCGCGAUCCUGAGCAUAACAGAGUUGAUUUCAAGAGGCGUCCUUGAUGCACAUGGUACGCCCAUCCCAGAACAUGAGAUGUUCCAGCUCGGUCCUGGAAUGCCAUUCAUCGACGCUGCCCACUUGAUAUGGAACCUAAUCGGAGACGAAAGGAGCAGAGAAAUAGUCUUCAACUACUUCCUCAACAACAUCAGAGUCCUUGACGUCGUGGAUUUCAUCAUCUGCAAUUCCUUCAAAGAGCUCGAAGAGCCGACCUUCUCCUACGCCCCAAAGAUUCUCCCCAUCGGGCCUUUGCCCACCGGCCUCCGGCCGAGCCGGGCCGUGGGUUACUUCUGGCCGGAGGACGCAGCCUGCCUAUCGUGGCUCGACGAGCACCCGCCGGGUUCUGUCGUCUACGUGGCUUUCGGUAGCCUCACCAUCUUGCGCCGCAGUCAGCUCCAGGAACUCGCCCUCGGGCUGGAGGCGACUGGCCGACCGUUCCUGUGGGUGGUCCGGCCCGAUCUCGCCGUCGACUCGGCCGACGCUUGUCCGGAUGACUUCAAGGACCGCGUGGGAAACAGAGGGAUGAUGGUGGCUUGGGCGCCGCAGCAGAAGGUGCUGGCCCACCCUUCCGUCGGUUGCUUUGUGUCUCACUGUGGCUGGAACUCCACCAUGGAAGGCGUCAGGAACGGGAAGCUCUUCCUUUGCUGGCCAUACUUCGCAGACCAGUUUCUGAACCAGAGCUACAUUUGCGAUCAUUGGAAGGUGGGUCUGAGCUUGACGCCUGACGAGAGUGGGAUCGUCCAGCGUGAACAGCUCAAAUCCAAGGUGGAAGUGCUGCUGGGGGAUGCGGAGAUGAGUGAAAGAGCGUCGUCGUUGAAGGAGAAAGCUCAAAGCAAUACUGACCAAGGAGGGACUUCAUUCCACAAUCUCAAGAGGUUCAUCGACACUAUCAAGGCGGCGAAUCCUUAAUCUAAAUUUGACCAAAUUGUUCGAAAAUAAUGCUCUUUCUCACAUUUUGUGUGGUUUGUUUUUCCCCAUCGAUGUUAUAUAAACACCCUCCAUUGUAAAA